Messenger RNA from Blepharisma stoltei, 9983 nucleotides. The record is from the annotation of a GenBank genome assembly. Lineage: Eukaryota; Ciliophora; Heterotrichea; Heterotrichida; Blepharismidae.
AUGGGAAAAGAUAAAAUCUUUUUAGGUAGCUGGAUCAAACUAAUUUUACUGAUAUGCUGCACAUACUUAUCUGAGGCUGAUUCAUCGUGCGAUCAAGAUCUUUGCGCGGAUUGUGUUGGUGCGACAGCAUUUCAGUGCAAAACUUGCAAAACCACUCCAAGCAGAACAAUCAUUCUUAACAAUGUGUGCUUGCCUAAUUGUCCUUAUGGGUUUCCUGCAAGUCCCUCUUGCACACUGAAUCCAAAUGCAGUUGUUGAUGCUACUUUUGAUCAAAGCACAUUUAGCGGGUCAUACGGCCCUUUUAUAACAGGGACAAGCUCUUCAACUUAUCACUUUUUUUGAAGCCCAGAAACUGUAGAUCCAAUCCCAUCUUAUCAGCAAGGAUUAUAUUUUAGUGAAGGCAAGUAUUUAUCAACCUCAAGCAGCUUUUACCCAAAUUAUAAUGUUGCAUUUUGCUUAUGAUAUAAACCAGUAAGUAGCUCCAAUGAUCUCUUAUAUAUAAAGCCUGGAAGCGGUAGUGAAAUUUUAAGAGUAAAUAGCCAAGGUGGGCUAAGACUUGUUUUAGAGCAAAAUAGUGGUAUCCAAGGAAGCACAGUGAAUACUGGCAAUAAUCCCAAUACAUCAAACAACUUAUGAUUUUUUCUUUCAUACACAGUAACAUAUACUUCAUCUAAUGGAGAUACCACAAUGGUUCAAUAUUUGAACACUGCCAUCGAUCAUACAACUACUGCAGAUGAUCAGCUACUCAGAUGAUAUAUGGCAGGAACGCAAACACUUAUUAUUGGAAAAAGUCCAAAUGGAAACUUUAAUGGGUGGGUCUAUAAUUUUAAAUUUUGAAAUACAAAUUAUUCAGGAUGGGCUGAAGAAUACAGCACUGUCUGUGGAUCUGGAACGAAUUCUUGCUUUGUUAACUGCGCUUUUAAUAAAUUUUGGGAUGGGUCAAAUUGCCAAAACUGCCCAAUCCAAUGCACGAAUGGGUGUAUUUCCAAUAAACAUUGUAAUUGUCAUGAUUCUCUUUGUGGUGUUUGCACAGGAUGGGGCUCAGGAUUAUGCAGCUCAUGCCUUGAGCAUGCUUCUGGAGGUGGAGCAAUUCCAUGCUCUUGCAAUCUAGGAUAUUUCAACUCAGAUGGUUUUACUUGCACAAGCUGCCCAACUGGGUGUGCUACCUGCAAUGGGACUAAUUAUUAUGAAUGUAGUUCUUGCUUAUCAGUUUACUACUUUUUAGCUUCAAUGUGCCUCGGUUCAUGCCCUUCAGGAUACAUCCAAGACCCUAUCAACCAUUUCUGCAUUUUAUCAACGAAUAACCCGAUCUCUCUUACUCUUCAAAAUAAAAUUAUUCUUGAUAAUAUUAGCGGAUUUACUGUAGGAGAAUCCAAUACAAAUUUAUAUCCAAUUUGGGAUCUAUCUGACCCAGUUCCUUCAAUUGGUAGAGGUUAUCACUUUUCAAGUGGAUCAUAUAUGACAUAUCCUACAUUGACAAUAUCCUCUUAUUUCACUGUUAAUAUAUGAAUUAUGCCUUCAGGGUCUGGAAAUGUGGCAACAAAAUUUAGCUCAUCUGCUUAUUUUCUCCUUUCUUUUACUUCAGAAGGGUAUCCUUCUCUUCAGCUAAAACUCCAAGAUACCUCUACAAUUACUCUCAUAUAUCCAGCUUACUAUUUUAACCAGUGGCAUAAUAUAGCUUUUACUGGAUCAAUAAGUUCAACUGGAAACACUAUAAUAUCAUUAUAUGCAGAUGGAUUAUUUCAAUCUUCAAAGACUUCAGAUAAUAAAUCGCCAUUUAUAGAUGAAGGAACUCUUUAUAUUGGAAAUCAGGCAAGCUUGAAUGGAUUUACUGGGUUUUUGUGAAGCUUAAAAGCAUAUAAUGCUGAUUCUUUUUAUUAUGCUGAAUGAAAAACAGAUGGCUGUGUUGGCGGAUGCCAUAUGUGUCCUACAGAACUGCUUUGUCCUGAUACCUGUAGCUUUGGAUCGUUUCGAUAUGAUGGAAAUUGUACUGAAUGUAGUAGUGCUUGUGCGUCACAUGGGUGUAGAAGUCAAGAUACCUGCACUCUUUGCAAAUAUAAAGAAUGCCUUGCUUGCACUUCAUUUGAUGGGGUUUGCACUAAAUGUAUAGAAAAUGCUAGCUUAUCAGAAGGUAUUUGCUCGUGCAAUUCUAAUGCAUUUUGAGAUUCUUCAUCUCGGUCGUGCCUUUUAUGCGACUAUUUAUGCUCUGCAUGCACUUCGAGGAUUGCUUGCAACACCUGCAAAGGAUCAGCAGUUCUUAUUGGAGGUAUGUGUUUGAAUGCAUGUCCUUAUGGGUUUACUGCAAAUCCAUGCACGGCCGUCUCUUCGGAAGUCAUAGAUAUAGGAUUUGAUACUAACUUUCAAGGCGCAUACGGGAUUUUCAAUACGUCAAGCUCAUCUCUAACUUUUCAAUUUUGGGACAACCCUGAUUCCUAUGAUCCUAUUCCUGCUUAUAAAAGAGGUCUCUAUUUUUCAGACGGAAAGCAUUUAGUUACAAGCAAUAGCAUUUAUUUAAGCCACACUUUUUCUAUGGGUUUAUGGAUUUAUGUAAUAACUUCAGGUGAUAUCCUUCAAAAGCAAAACAGCUUUUUAUUUAAUUCAUCAGGCUCUUUAACAGCAACAUUAGAUAAUUUUACUAUGAGUGCAGUUACUGCAUUAACUUUACCAUUGUCUGAAUUUUCAGGCUGGACCUAUCUCUCUUUUACUAUUCUUUUUGCUGAAGGAGUAACAACUAUUACUGUUUAUAAAAAUGGUGCUACUGGACAAAAAGCUAAUCCGGGAAACUAUCUUUAUAGAGAGCCAAGCUCUGAUUUGUUAUAUAUAGGCAAAAGUGCUUCGAACUCAACCUUUUCUGGAUUUAUUUAUCAAUUUAGCUUAUGGAAUAUCGCGAUCACAGAUUUUUCAACAAAAUUGUUAAUUCCUUGUGGGACAAGUUUGGAUACUUCUUGUCUAUGAAGUUGCCCUAUUUCCCACUAUUACAAUGAAUCAUCUUGCGUAUUAUGCCCUAGCACCUGUACUCAUAUCGGGUGCAGAACUGAAAAUUCAUGUAAUCUUUGUGAUGAUCCAUUUUGUUCAAAAUGCUCAGGUUUUGGGCCUAAUUUAUGUACUUUGUGCGUGGCGCACGCUUCAAAAGGGCCAACAACUCCUUGUUCAUGCGACAUCAACUAUAUAUUGUUUCCUUUCAAUAUGGCAUAUUUAUGCAUUUUGGCUUGCUCAGACAUUAUUGGAUGUGCAGGGUGUUCUGGGUCUAGGUAUUAUCAGUGCUCUUCAUGCUUGGAAAAUUAUUUUUAUUUGAAUGGAUUAUGUCUGAGCUAUUGCCCAACAGGAUACUCUCAGGAUUUCAUCAACCAUCAAUGCAUUUUGUCAUCAGUUACAGCACUUUCACUUUCCUUGCAAAGUUUAAUUAAACUUAAUACAGUAAGUGGCUUUACUGUCGGAUCUUCAAGCUCCAACAAUUAUCCAUUAUGAACAGAUUCAGCAGACCCUAUACCCUGCAUCAAUAGAGGCUAUUAUUUUACCACUAAAUCUUCAAUGUCCCUCGACUCACUAAUUAUUUCUCCUUUCUAUACAAUUUCAAUAUGGGCUAAACCUGUGACUCAAGGAAAUCUCUUUCUUAAACUUAAUGGAUCUGCUGAAGUAUUCAAGAUUAGUUUUACCGCUUCGCUCGGACCUAAAAUUACUCUUGUUUUAAAAGACUUGUCAGAAAUUUCUACAGAAUUAUCUAAUUCUUAUCAGAAUAGUUGAUACAAUUAUGCUUAUAGAGGCAGUGUAUAUUACGGACUUUAUAGAACAUGGUUGAAUAUAAACAAGCAAUUGAAAUCAAAUCACAUCUCAAAAAGCAUGUCUCCUUUCAUUGACUCUGGGUCAUUAUAUAUUGGGUAUUCAAAUGGAGCUGAUAGUUUUGUUGGAUUUUUAUGAGGCAUAAAAGUAUUUAAUGGAAACACUCAUUAUAAUGACGAAUGAAUAGAAACUGGCUGCUCUUGAUCUUCUGAAGUAAUUUGUCCUGAUGAUUGUGCUUUUGGCACUUUUAAUUCAUCUGGAAUUUGCGUUGCUUGCCCUAAUUCUUGCUCAACUCAUGGGUGCAGGAGCUUGGAGACUUGCAGACUUUGCAAAGCCAAGGAAUGUGUUUCAUGUUCGUCCUUUGAUGGAGAUUGUACAGCUUGCAUACCGAAUGCUAACUUAAUUAAUGGGACCUGCUCUUGCAAUUCCAAUGCUUUUUGGGUUCAAUCUUCAGAAUCCUGUGAAGUUUGUGACGAUCUUUGUACUACAUGCUCCUCUACUAUCUCUUUUGAAUGCACUAAUUGCACAAGCAAUAAAGCAUUAGCUGGUAAUAUUUGCUUGCACGAGAACCCCUACAAACCUAAGCUUUAAUUAAUUAUAGUAAAAUUUUGAAGUCCUAAAAUAGCAUUUCUUUUUCUCUAUUACUUUUUUUUGCUUGAUGACAUUUUGAGAAGAUUUGACUAUUGUCUUAAUUUAGGAUAUAGAUGAUGAAUUCUGAGCACUCAUAGGGUUUUUAUAUCCUCGUGGCAGAACAUAGACUUUAAUCUAUUAUCUGAUGUACUUUAGGAAAUAAAACUUCAUUCCAGCUAUAUGUCUAAAAACUGCAAAGGCUGUUUAAGAUAAGCAUAAUCUUUUUAAAGAAUUCCAAAGCCCCGAAAAAGUUGUUAGCUACUAGCUACCUGACAUAAUAUUUGCACUAAAAACCUACAGCAAGCUCAUCUAUAAUUGAUCAAAACUUUGAUAAUCAAUUUUAAAUGAAAGAUUAUCAAAUUUUUAAGAUCUCUUGGCCUUUUAAUUCUUUAUUAUAGUCAUAUGGUUUCUUGCAAAUAAUAAUCGCCAAAACUUAUAGCAAAAUAAGAUCCCAUUAUUUCUCUUUAAUAUUGAUAUUAAAACUGUAUACAUUUGAUCAAAUAAUAAUGCCAAAUUUCACAAAGAACAGAUAUUACUUUUAAAUAUUGGCUAAAUUAUCUGAUAUAUAUGAUUAAUCGGGUUACUAAAGGCACAUAAAUAUCAGCUUCAAGACAUCUAAAACUACAUACUUAUUUUCAAGGAACUUAUGGGAUUUUGCAAACCUCCAACUCCGCUUCUACAUACCAUUUCUUUUCAAAUCCAGAAUCUACUGAUCCCAUUCCUUCUUAUUCUAGGGGCCUUUACUUUUCUGGAAACCAGCAUUUACAAUCAAACACCAAAAUUUAUCUAAACUACAAAUUUUCAAUUGGAAUCUGGAUCUACCCUAUAGUUGAUGGUGAUAUUAUAGAAAAAUCUCCAAGGCUUAAGCUAAAUUCUAAUGGAGCAGCUGAAAUUAUACUAGAAAAUACCACCCAAGCUAUUUCUAUAGUCAAUACUUUGCCAAUAACCUUCAGGGGCUGGUCAUAUUUAUCUAUUGAAAUUUCUUAUUUACUCGGUUCAACUACAAUAACAACCUAUCUUGAUGCUAUACCUAAAGCUUCAAUUAUGUCUAAAAAUUUAUUAUUUCGAGAUGCAUCAUGUGAAACAUUGUAUAUAGGAAAAAGCAGCUCUUCUGGAUUUAAUGGCUUUAUAUAUUAUUUUACCUUAUGGGACAUUGAUAAUGUUGACUUAGCAGCAAGACUAUCAGAUCCUUGUGGAUCUAGUUUAUCUACAAGCUGUCUUUGGUCAUGUGAUAUAGGCCACUAUUUUGAUGGAAUAACGUAUCAGCCCUGCGAUUCUUGUGAUCUAGGAUGUAGACGGCCUGGCACAUGCAACAUUUGUCAAGAUCCUUUGUGUUCUGUUUGCAUAGGGUUUGAGGAAGGGUCAUGCAUUCAAUGUGUAAUUCAUGCCUGAGGAAUGCCUUGCUCAUGUGAUGAUAACUAUAUGAAAGCAGCAGAUGGAUUUUCUUGCAUCUCGAAGUGCUAUACAGGCUGUGCAAGCUGUGUUUCAGAAUUGUGGUGUCAAUGCUCUUCAUGCUUAGCAGGAUAUUAUUUGUUAGGUCAAGUUUGCACUCCAUCAUGCCCAACAGGAUACACACAAGAUUCUGUCAAUAAUCAGUGCAUUUUAAUUUCAGAAAUGCCCUUUAAUCUCCAACUUCAAAAUCUAAUUCAAUUGGGCACAGUCAAUGGAGUUCAAGUUGGAUCAUCCAGCUCAAAUAUUUAUCCUACUUUUGACAAUGCUGACCCUAUCCCUUCCCUUAACCGCGGCUACUACUUUACCCCUAGCUCUUAUAUGGCCUCAUCUUCUCUCAUUAUGAGCACAUUUUUCACAGUAAGCAUAUGGGUUAAGCCCAUCUCAUUAGGAAAUUUAAUGCUUAAAGUCAAUGGAAAUACUGAGAUUUUUAAAAUUUCUUUCUCAAAUGAUGGCAUGUUUUUAUUGUUUUUAACUUUGCAGGAUACAUCAACUAUUUCAAUCAAUGGAUCCCAAAAUUUAUUCAAUGCUUGGCACUAUCUUGCAAUUACAAGCGAUACUUCGGAUGGAAGAAUGGUCUUUUAUUUAUAUACUGACUACUCUAUUAUAUUUAUUAAUAAUCAUCCUAACAACAAUCCUUUUUUCGACUCAGGGGAUUUAAAGAUUGGAGCAUCAAAUGGCAGCAAUGGAUUUACUGGGUUUUUGUGGAGCUUAAAAGUAUUUAAUUCAAACUCACAUCCUCUUGAUGAUUGAAAAACUCAGGGAUGUGUCGGAGAAUGCUCAAGCUGUCCUUAUGAUCUAAUUUGCCCUGAUAAUUGUGACUUUGGAUCUUAUUAUUCAAAUGGUUGUGCAGCUUGCAGUCCAAUCUGUAGCUCUUAUGGAUGUAGAAGCUUAGAAACUUGUAGAUUGUGCCUCCAAAAGGAAUGCUUAGAAUGCGACUCAUUUGAUGGGUCUUGUACUACCUGCAUUCCUAGAGCAACUCUGGUAAAUGGGGAAUGUACUUGCGAUCCAAAUUUUCCUUGGAAUCAGUGAUCUCAGUCCUGUGGACACUGUGAUUCCUUAUGCACUCAAUGCAGUGGAGAUACUGAUUAUUAUCUAUGCUCUGCUUGCUUGCCUGGCAAAGUAUCGGUAGGAAAUAUUUGCUUGCAUGAAUGUCCUUAUGGUUUUGGCCCUGGCUGUUCUAGUGUGACUGAUAAAGUUAUAAAUCAGCGAUUCAGUGGCAACUUCUCAGGCUCAUAUGGAAUAUUUACAACAGCAACUAGUUCUUCAUCUUAUCAAUUUUGAAACAGCCCAGAAGAUAGCGAUCCUAUCCCUGCAAAGAAUAGAGGGCUCUAUUUUUCAAAUGGAAAAUAUUUAAAAUCAGAUAUUGGGAUUUAUUUUUCUCACAGCUUUACUAUUGGGUUUUGGUAUUAUCAUGAACAAGAGGGUGAUAUUUUUGAAAAGGAAAAUAUAUUAACUAUAUGGUCUGGUGGAAAAGCCGAAAUUGCAUUCGAAAACUUUGGUUACGUAACUACCACUAACUUAAUUGACAACAUAAGUACAUGGACAUAUUUAUCUUUUACAGUAUUUUAUGCUUGAUGAUUUACUUCUGCUACAAUUUAUUAUAACAAUGUUGUAGGAACUCCAAGUAUAAUAAAUAACUACAUUUAUAGAGAGCCUUCAGCUAAGCUUAUUAUUCUUGGAAAGAGCUCUUCAUCUAGUUUUAGAGGAUUCAUUUACAAUUUUAAUCUAUGAAAUAGCCUAAUAAAUGAUUUUUAUUAUGAAAUAUGAGAUGAUGUUUGCGGAUUAGGACUUAGAACUAGCUGCUUAUGGAACUGUAACUUUGCUUAUUAUUUAAUCAAUCCAAGUGAAUGCUAUCAUUGUGAUGGCUGCCCUCUUGGAUGCACCAGAGAGAUUUCAUGUAAUAUUUGUGACGAUAGCCUUUGCAGCAAGUGCUCUGGCUUUGAGCCAGGUUUAUGCGAAUCUUGCAUUUCCCAUGCAUCUGGAUCUCCUUGUGCUUGCGAUUUAGGAUAUUAUUUAUCACCGAAUGGAUUUUCUUGUGAAGCCAGCUGCCCUGCAGGAUAUUUGCCUGACACAAAUUCGCUUUGUAUCGCUUCAGCAAUUGAUAAUUGUAUUAUCGUUGAAAAUAAUAAUGGGCAAAACUGCAAUAAAUGUGCUAAUGGCUAUUUUCUUUCUGAAAAUAGUGAUUCUUGCCAAGUUUGUGAUGCAAGAUGCAGUACAUGCUUAGGGACAUCUACAAACUGCUUAACCUGCAAAGAUCCGGUUCAUAUGAGUGGCUCUUUAUUGCCGGGUCUUUGCAAAUGUGAUGACACUUACUAUUGAGACAUUUCAAAAUCUUUUACUAGUUGCCAGCCUUGUGGCUCAUCUUGUGCUUAUUGCGAAUCUUUCGAUAAUUGCCUCAGCUGCAAAGAUCCAGCUAAAAUGAUUAUUUCAAGCUGACCUGGAGCUUGCAAGUGUAUUGACGAGUAUUACUGAAAUCCUGCAAUUUCUGAUACAGACUGUCAAGCCUGUGACCCAAAAUGCAAAACUUGUGAAAAUUCAAGUGGAAAUUGCCUUUCCUGUAAAGAUUUGGCUAAUAUGAAUGAAUCAAUAUUACCAGGACCUUGCCAAUGCAAUUCAGGAUUUUAUUGAAAUCCCUCUGUCUCUACUACAAAUUGUCAAGCUUGUGAUUCAAAGUGCAAGUAUUGUGCAACUUCUAGUGAAAAUUGCAUUAUCUGCCCAGAUUUGAUUAAUAUGGGUUUUUCAGCUUUUUCUGGUGCUUGUAAGUGCAAUCCUGGGUUUUAUUGGGACUCUGAAGUUUCUACAACCAGCUGCCAGGUCUGCAAUCCAAAAUGCUAUUCUUGUGAAAAUUCAAGUACUAAUUGUCUUGUUUGUAAAGAUACAGAAUAUAUGGAUAUUGAAUUUGACUGUGAGUGCUUGCCUAAUAUGUUCUUUGAUGGAAUAUCAUGCAUGCUAUGUGAUGUGAAUUGUGCUACAUGUUCUGGAUCCAGUACGAAUUGUCUUACAUGCAAAAAUCAAUAUUAUCUGCUAAUUUUCAUAUAGAUUUAAUGGCGAAUGUAGCAACCUGCCCUUUUGGCACAACAGUUCAGACAUUAUGGCCACGGCAAAACUGUAUUCUAAGUCAAGAAUCAAGUGCAGGCUUAGGAAAUUAUAUCUGGGUAGGUUUUGGCUGCUCUCCUGUGGUUGGAAAUGGAGAUGCCCAGCAAACAUCCUUUAGAUCCAAGGACUCAUAAGUAUUUUCUACGAGAAACUGGAAUUUAGGCUAGAUCAUAGGGGAGUAGUCUUUUUCCCGUAGGUGUCGAAGAAAUCCAUUUCGGCAUCCGAUAGACUCCAAAGAGUUGAUCAAUGGAUUCAAGCUACUCAAAUCGACCGUCUCAGGGCCACAGAAGUCAAUAAGCCGCCUUCUCAAGUCUUAAGCUGCAAGGCAAGAAGGAGACAGAUGGUGCCGGAAAUGGCACCUAUUAUUGGGUAUAGACCCUCUGGGCUGAAGUCGAUAAGAGGUUGAAGCCGCAAGGCAAGAAGGAAACUGAAGGUAUUGGAAGUGGAGCCCGUUUUGGGGGAGAGACUCUCGGGAUGGAGCCGAAAAACGGUUGAGCCUAGCGUAUGGGAGGUCUUUGGUGACUGUAUCACAAUUAUGCUAAGCCUGACUUUAAUUAACCUAACCUAAUCUGCUAAUUCCCCAAUUAAUUAGCAAACAAAAACAUUUUAUAGGCCUAUUGAGGGAUUAAAUUUUUAAUAAAUUUUAUUAACAAUUAGAGGAGGGAGUAAGUAAUGGGAACUCUAAUAUUUGUGUUUGUAAGUAAUAUUUAGCUUGUGAAGAUGAUAGUCAAGGCCCACCUUCUGAUGUUUUAUGUGGAAGUCAGACUGAAAAAUUGUGCAGCAACUCAAAAAUUGGCUUUAAUAUAGAGUUCGACAAUGGAACAAUUAUUAUUAAUUUUGCAUCAAAUUUAAAGAAAACUCUACAGAAAAAAAACUUCAUUAUCAAGCUUUCAAAUGGGACGAAUUAUAACACAGAAAAUUGCACUCUUCAGAUGAAAAGCCUUUUUAGUUAUGAAAUCCAUACAAAUUUAACAGAUUGCGAUUUGCCUAUUUUCGUCGAACUUAAGUUUGCUGCUCUGGGCUAA